Auanema sp. JU1783 is the source of this 540-nucleotide messenger RNA. NCBI's taxonomy places the organism in Eukaryota, Metazoa, Nematoda, Chromadorea, Rhabditida, Rhabditidae. The record is from the annotation of a GenBank genome assembly.
AUGUACAAUCAGCAGCACAUGGCUGUUAUCAGUAGUAGGGUACUACUUAAGGAACAUGAGGGGAAUUUGCAGCAGACGUGCUCAACCAUGUACAAGCUCGCCAUCUUUGCCGCACUUGCCCUCUCUGUCUCUGCUGUCGCCAUCAUCAAUGAUGCGACUAUGCCAUCCACCACUUGCACUCACUGCAUUUGCCUUCACGAAUCCGGAUGCAAAGCCAUCGGUUGCAAUAUGGACGUAGGAUCCCUCUCCUGUGGAUACUACCAAAUCAAGCUCCCAUACUACCAAGACUGUGGACAAAUCGGAAGACAGAAAGGAGAAGACAUCAACACCGCCUGGAAGAGAUGCGCUAAUGAUCUUACCUGCUCCACUAACUGCGUCAAAGCCUACUACGACCGUUACGCUGGUCAAUGUACCGGAACUGGACAAAGCCCUUGCGAAGUCAUGUCCCGUAACCACAAUGGAGGACCACGUGGAUGCCACAGUUCCUCCACCGCUGGAUACUGGAAGGCUAUCAGCGAUUGCUGCAAGGGACAAUGCUAA